GUUCUUUGACAGUGAAACAGCAAAUUGGGCUCCCGAAACAAUGCAGCGACAUAUGAAAUCAAGUGAACAUCUGCAACGAGGUGUGCCGAGGCUUGUGCAUACUGGAACAAUCAAUGCUGUGGUGAGGAGCUUCAUCAUUUAUGGCCCAGGCAUUUGUUCCUGUCGUAAUCCACAUAUAUCAGUGGUUGAGCCAUCAUCAUCCUGAAGACACUUUAAUGGGUUCAAGACUUCUCCCAUCGGGGAAGAGAGGUUUUUGUGAUGCAAUAAAGUUCACCUUCGUUCACUUUCGGCGAGCAUAUUAGGGGCGACUGGACGGAAAAAAAGAAACGUGGACUACAGGUAUUGUACACAUUGCUGGACAUUGUGGCAAUGAUUAAAGGGAGAAGACUCAAGAUACAGGCACAUAACGUGUUGAGAAGACCAUAUCACCAAGCAGGUGGUGGAAAAAGACAUCAGAGGUAUGACCAUUUGAGUGCUUUGAUAAAUAAAAUACUUUCAGAGAAGCCAGAAAAUAUAAUGGAAGGAUUUGAAGAGUAUAGCCGAACCUUGAAAGAAAAAUGGUUCAGAUCAGCUGCAGAUUGUCUUCAGGACCAAUAUAUCAUUCGUAACUAUCCAGAUUACACACAGAAGCUCAUAACUCUAUUUAGGCCUCUUCCAGAAGAAAAGACGGAGACAGAAGAUGAUGAGGAAGGAGCAGGUGACAAAAGGAUGGAUCUUAUGGAACUUCAGUACUACUUUGAGCAAGCAGGGGCAGGAUUAUCAAAAAAUGAAGUGUUCUGCACAUCAGCAGCACUUUACAACUUGGGUCAACGAGAAAUCAUAAAGAAGUACAGGUUCUGGGGAAAGAUAUUUGGUCUUGAAAAGAAUUACAUCAUUGCUGAGGUGGAGCUAACAGAAGAGGAGACUACGCAACGCAUUGAGGAACAAGAGAGACUGGAAGAAGAACGAAGAGCAGCACUGGAAGAAGCUGAGGCAGAGGCAGAACAAGAGGCUAAACCUGAGGAGAUUGAGGAAGAAAAAAUUAAACUCAAACCUGCACCAAAGAUACCACGACCACCUAAAUCCAUGUAUAAGAAGCCACCUGAUGUGCCACCAGAAAAAAUAGGUGAAGGCACAAAUCAAAAGGUCUACUUUGUUUGUAAUAGACCUGGGGAAGAAUGGAUAGAAUUACCCAAUGUUACACCCCAACAAAUUACUGCUGCUCGUCAAAUUAGAAGAUAUUUCACAGGAAAUCUGGAUACAGAGAUGUUUACAUAUCCACCAUUCCCUGGAAAAGAGAUUAAUUAUCUUCGAGCACAGAUUGCUCGUAUAUCUGCAGGAACUCAGAUCUCUCCACUUGGAUUCUAUAAUUUUGGAGAGGAUGAGGAAGAAGAAGUUGAAGAAGAAGAAGGAGAGGAAAGGAUCCCUGUUCCAAAUGCAGCUUUUGAGCCAGUGCCUUUAAGAGAUCUUCUCGAUCCAAGCAUGUCCUUCUGGGUCCAUCACGGAAGGCACAUAUUGAAGCAAGGCCGGACGAAAUGGUGGAAUCCAAAGCAAAAGUCAGAGGAUGAGGUUGAAGAGGAGGUGGGUCCCGCUGAAGAAGAAGAAGAGGAAGAAGUAGAACCAGAAGUAGGACCUCCAAUGUUCACACCCCUUUCAGAGGAUGCAGCACUAGAAACUAUGCCUGCUUGGAGUGUUCGAAUAGGAUCUCAAAUUGUUAAAGAUACAGCCAUUGCCUUUGUUCGUUCAAAUUUAUGGCCUGGUGCAUUUGCUUUUGCAGCAGGCAGGAAAUCUGACAAUAUUUAUUUGGGAUGGGGCCACAAAUAUGUUGCUCAUAACUAUUCUCCUCCUGGGAUGGAGUCUAUUCAAACAGAAUACCCCCUUGGGCCAGAAAUAAUGGAAAUUGAGGACCCAUCUGUAGAACAAGAAGAAGCAUGGAGACUGGCUCGCGAGAAAAAGAAGGCUCGACCCGAAGAAGAAGAAGAAGAGGAAGAGGAAGGAGAGGAGGAGGAAGAGGAAGAUUAG
This is a messenger RNA of Schistocerca serialis cubense, 2001 nucleotides long. It is a transcript of the gene Rsph4a, whose product is annotated as radial spoke head protein 4 homolog A. The transcript is spliced from 14 exons. The coding region runs from base 370 to 2001 and encodes 543 amino acids. The record is from RefSeq and is a predicted model, not a curated record. Gene Ontology annotation, biological process: axoneme assembly; cilium assembly; cilium movement involved in cell motility. Gene Ontology annotation, cellular component: radial spoke; axoneme. NCBI's taxonomy places the organism in Eukaryota, Metazoa, Arthropoda, Insecta, Orthoptera, Acrididae.